Molecule: messenger RNA, 810 nt
Organism: Rotaria sp. Silwood1
Lineage: Eukaryota; Metazoa; Rotifera; Eurotatoria; Philodinida; Philodinidae
Source: the annotation of a GenBank genome assembly
AUGGCAGCAGCAGUCGCUUCAUCGGUUGGCGCUGCCAUAUCAUCUAUAAUAACAUUGAUGAGAAAGCAAAGUUUCUGUAACAAUUUUGUUCCAUUAAUGGAUUAUAACCAAGAAGAUUCAACGGGUGUCUUAAGUUUUAUUUCAACAUGUAUGAAUACACCAAAAAAAUUUGAAUAUCAUCCAUUUCUUCAAUAUACAAUAUUCAUCAUUGAUAUAAUUUGUGCAAUUAUAUUAACAAUUGAAGCGGUUGCAAAAAUGAAAAUUCGAGGAAUAUUAAUUGAUAAUUCAUUUUAUUUACAUGAUCUAUCGAAUCAUUUUGACGCUAUUAUGGUUUUAAACAUCUAUUUUUCUAUUAUCUUACAAAUGUUCGAAAUAAUUGGUAUUAUAAACAAAUAUUCAUAUCUUACAAUAAUUCGUUCACCACCUCCAUUUAUUCUGAUACAAGUUCUCAAAACAUUUCUCAAAUUUAAAUUAUCUAAAAGUCAAAUUAAAUCUAUUCUUCAUAACGUGACACAGCCAGAUCUAAUGAUACCUGAUACAUAUUGUUCGUCAACAAAAGAUGGUUUUCAUUGUCCAGAAAAUUUUACUUGUAAAAAAAUUGAAAUUCAACGAAAUUUCCGUAGUUAUAAUGCUAAUCAAGAAGGAUGGGUAUUUCUUAUGUAUCGAGCUAGUGUUAGUCUUCCAUCAUGGCCUGCAUUUUUUUAUUUUAUUACAUUAAUUUUUUUUCUUGUAUGGCUAGUCAAAAAUGUAUUUAUUAUCGUUAUUAUUGAAACAUUCGCUGAAAUUAGUGUUCAAUUCCAACAAAUGUGA